AUGUUGCCGAAAUCUACCAAAAUGCCAGCGAUCAAGGAUAGCCAUAUCGUGAAGAUUGCGGUCAAGUUUGUGGACGACGCAGCGACCACGUACUACCCGCAGCUGAUCGAGUUUAAUCAGCGGCAACCGCUUAGCACCAUCAUCCAGAAUCUUUGCAGCUCGUGGGGCAUUCCGGAUGCGGAGAAUUACGCGCUGCAGUUCGAUGGCAUAAACUACGUGACGGAGAAGAACCGGAACGAAGUGAAGAACGGAACGGUGCUGAAGCUGCGGUUUUCCCCCUCAAAAACGACGAACGACAUUCUGGAGAAACUGAACGGGGACAACCACGAGGAGAAGGUACGGGUGCUGCACGGACUGCAAGUGCUGAGUGCGGACAACACGUUUGCGCUCGAGUUCAUUAAGGAGCAGGGUUUGAGUUUGAUCAUCGCACUGAUCGAGGAUGUUGCGUGCGACGAGACCAUUCUGCAGUACGCACUGUGCUCGUUCGUGUGUCUCAUGGAGCACGGUACGAUCUCGUGGGACAUUCUGCAGCCGUCGUUUAUUAUGCGCAACGUGGCAUUCAUCAACGGAUCGAGCAACUGGGAGAUCCUGCAGGCGGCUCUGGCCAUCCUGGAGAACAUCGUGCAGAACAGCAACAAAUGCGCGCUGGUCGAGAAGGAGAUAACCCUCGAAACGUUGUUGAAACUGCUGCGUGACUCGGCCCCUCACGUGCAGCAAAACACGAUCGCCCUGCUGAACGCACUGUUCAUCAAGGCGGACGAUACGAAGCGACGGAUGCUGGCGACGACACUCGGUUCGAAGCAGUACCGCAGCGUAAUCAACAGCGUCAUCACACCGUCGAUGGGUGCGGAAAUGGCACACCAGCUGUACGUGCUGCAAACGCUGACCCUGGGGUUGCUGGAGCAGCGCAUGAAAACUCCGAUGGACGCGCAGGAUCAAGACGCACAGGAAAAGAUCAAGGAACUGCGUCGGAUAGCGUUCGAGGCGGACGGGAUUGAUCCGAUUCCGGACGUAGCGGCACGCCGCCACCACUCCGGUGCGCACUCGGGCCACUACAAGAAGCUCGGUUUCAAGUGUGACGUGAACCCGGCCCAGGACUUCUUCGAAACGCCGCCCGGGACGCUGGCGCUCGAUUGUAUGAUCUACUUCGCGCGCAACUACACGCAAAGCUACACGAAGGUGGUGCACGAAAACAGUUGCCGUGCGGACGAGCACGAGUGUCCGUUCGGGCGAACGAGCAUCGAGCUGGUGAAGGUCCUGUGCGAGAUCUUCCGGAUCGGUGAGUCGCCGUCCGAGCAGGGUCAGGAGUUUUACCCGAUGUUCUUCACGCACGAUCACCCGUUCGAGGAGUUUUUCUGCAUCUGCAUCGUGGUGCUGAACCGCACGUGGAAAGAUAUGCGCGCCACGACCGAGGACUUUGUGAAGGUGUUCUCGGUGGUGCGGGAGCAGAUUGUGCGCAGCAUUGUUGGGCGUCCGGCGAGCUUGGAGGACUUUAAGGCGAAAAUACACACCUUCACGUACAACACGAUCACGACGCUGCGCCAGCAGGAGCGCACGUCGCGCGAAGAGUGCGAGUCGACGGCUUCGGCGAUCGUUAGCCUGAAGGAGAAGAUUACGCCCGAAAUACGGUCGCUGAUCAAGGAGCAACGGCUGGGGUACCUGAUCGUCGGUACGCGCUUCUGCAAGUACAGCGGCGGAAAGCGCGAGAGGGACAAGUACUGGUACGCAAGACUUUCACCGAACCACAAAGUGAUUCACUACGGCGAUUGCGAUGAAAAGACCGUUCCGACGCUGGAGGAACUGUCCAACAAGCUGCCGGUCAUCGACAUCCGCCAGAUGCUGGUCGGCAAGGAGUGUCCGCAUAUGAAAGAGAUGCGCUCGAAAAAGUCGUCGACACCGCUCGGUUUCUCCCUCGUGCCGGACGGUAGCGAGCAGACGACGCUCGACUUUAUUGCUCCCGAUGAGCCGACCUUCAACUACUGGACGGAUGGUAUCAACGCGCUGCUCGGGCAACCGAUGACCAGCAAACAGCUGGAAGAGGACUUUGAGACGCUGCUCUCGAUGGAAAUCAAGCUGCGGCUGCUCGAUACGGAGGGUGUGGACAUCUCGAAGGAACCGCCACCGAUACCGCCGGAGCCGGAAAAUUACGACUUUUGCUUCGACAGUUAAGCGGCUGCAGCCUGCGACGGUGGCACAGGAAGAGGUAACGAACAAUUUAUUGCGCAAUUUGUAAACCAAAGUCUUGUGGGCGUUAAAGCUCGAUCGAUUGAAGCAUAAGAAGAAGAGGCAUUUCAAAGAAAGAUUCUUUCGGAGUUACUUUACAAAUUUUGUUCCCACCAAAGAGGAAAGCAGAUAAAUUCAAAUGAAGAGCCAAACCGAGACGUUGCCAGCGUGAAGAUCCUUAUUAGUUUUUGGUAACAUUUCUCACAUUCAGAUGCAACGACGGGUUGGGACGUGCUAGAGCUAGAAGGUAGAAGCGAUAGCUAUUGCGCCGCGCAAUGUUGCAAACAGUAAAAGUAAAAGCCAAAUAUUCCAUAUAAACUGCUUCGCAAUAUAUAUUCACAUUUAUACUUACCCUAUAUACUUACUUACUCUAUAUUGUACUGCAUUGUGCUAUCGUUUAUUUUAUUAGAUGCAUUCUCAUGCAAUUUACCAUUGCGUUCGUGUUCAGGCGGCCACUAUCCGCACCUAGAUUG
This is a messenger RNA of Anopheles cruzii, 2696 nucleotides long. It is a transcript of the gene Ced-12, whose product is annotated as engulfment and cell motility protein 1. The coding region runs from base 1 to 2169 and encodes 722 amino acids. The record is from RefSeq and is a predicted model, not a curated record. Gene Ontology annotation, biological process: cell motility; actin filament organization. Gene Ontology annotation, cellular component: plasma membrane. Lineage: Eukaryota; Metazoa; Arthropoda; Insecta; Diptera; Culicidae. The transcript has a single exon.